AUGGCUCGUCGAGGCCUCCCCCUAAUAGCUCUGUGCACGCUGCUGUCCUUUGCUUAUAUUCAUGUGUCUCUCGAGAAGCAUUGGUUAGCAGAGCAACCAAGGCUAUCGUCUGCUCUUACACUCCUUCUUUCGGGGUUCUUCUGUUUUGUCCUCAGCUUUUUCACCAGACUUAUACCCGGCGCAGAGGACAGGAUCGUCUAUGACACUCACCAGGCUGAGGAUAAUAUAGGCUUAUUGUCUCCUAGCUCUCCCGUGGAGGCUAGAUUCAAGGACACCAGGCCUCCUCUUCCCGAGCGGCCUGAUCAGUUGUCGCUACCUAUCAUAGUCGUCCUCAUUGUUGUUCGAUUAGAGGCAUUGCACGCCGUCAACCUCCAGCGCCAAUGCGCAACCACGGGCAUCGAGCCUUUUCUGCCCUUUGUUCUAUAUGUAUUCGACAUCUUCACCACUCGCCGCCGAUGGGUUGGCCCAGAUCCUGUUGAUCCGGAUGACCCGUGGCGAAACAUCUUCGACGAAAUCAGGGAGUGGUUCACGGGCCCGCGCGUCAGCAUGUCCCUUACAGGAGUUGCCAUCUUCUUUAUUUCCUUGAGUACCUCCAUGGCGUCUGGAUACAAGACACCGUCAGGGUACGCAUGUCUCCACCCUAUUGACAGCCGGUCAAACGUGGUCUUUCUGCAGUUGCUUGGCCUGGCAUUGGACGCUGUGAUCUGUGUGUGUCUAUGGCGUCUCCUGAUGUGGUCGCGAUCAGCCAAGCAGCGCAUCCGAUCAUCGGGCCUGGUUCUCGUGUGUUCGGGCCUUGCCAUGGCCGUUGUGUCCCUAGUGGCAGCGUUUUGGGCUUCAAACCAAGAGACCUUCGACUUCGGCUCCUGGUCUUUAAUUGAUACCGUUGUUGACGGCUUCGCUUUUGCAGUGUUUGUAGCGUCGGGCGUAUGGUGGAUGUGUGAGACAUCAGCGCCUGUCCCGGUCACCAUCAUCACCAUGUGCCUUGGAGUAUGGUCAUCAGGCUACCUGACUCUGUACUACGGAGACUGGAUUCGCUAUUCUCUCUCGGGGGCGUACUUCCCAUUAUGGUUCAUCACCUUUGCAUCUAUUCUUUACAUACGGUAUCAAGCGGGGAUCGGGAAGUUUCUCAUGGUGGUCCUCAUCGGAACUACGUUUAUUGCUACGUUUAGAGCUUCCAUCAGGGGGCGAGACGCUUUCCCAAGGCACCCUCUGAGUGAUCUCAUUUACAAGGCCAAUAUUGAGAGCGACCGGUACCGCGCACGUGUCGCCACCAGCAAAAGCCUACAUGUUGCGUUAACGACAUACGAAGAGCUGCACCCUGGCAGGGCAGCGCCUCCGAACUUUGCCGAGUGGUAUUCGCAGGCGCAGGGCACGUUCGUCAUCGACGACUUUGCGCAGAUAGACGCAGACCUGGCUCCGUUCUGGAAUAUGAGCCCAGAUACCCUGCGAAAGGGGGCUAAUAUACUAACCAGUGUGCCCGGGGUACACACCAUCACGAUCAAGGACGGGCAGGUCACGCACAGUGACGCUGGUGACGAGGGACAGAACAGGGAUCUGUUGGACCUCGUGCAGUUGAUUGAGCGCUUCUCGGUGCACCUACCGGACAUGGUGCUCCCCAUCAAUCUUGGAUCCGCGCCUCGCAUCCUGCCCUCGUGGGAAACUGCACACUCCAAGUCUACCGCUGAACACAUCUCGAGUGGACACAUACGGUAUAGGGAGAACGUGGAGGCGAAGGAUUAUCGCCGCAUGCAGUGGGCAGCGUGUCCCGAGGAUUCAGCGGCGAGGAGGAACGUGGCGUGGAAGAACGAGGAGCUGUGUGAGGACUGCGUCAAAGAGCACUCGAAGGGGCCCAUCAUCUACGACCGAGACAAGGCGUUCGAGACGUGCUCCCAGCCCGAUCUUGGGUAUCUCCACGAAUUUUACAUGACGAACCCCAAGCUAGCCCCUAUUCAGGAGAUGCUCCCCCUCUUCAGCUUUGCAAAGACAGAGUCAUUCAAGGAUAUACUCAUCCCUUUGCCCCGAGUCAUGCAAGACGAAGAACUAGAUAUUACGUGGGGGUUUGGCCGAAGAUUCGAUUCUCUCUUCUAUCAGGCAGAUCUUGGCAAGGAGCUGAAGAGCUCCCAGAUCCUCCGGGGAAGCUCAAAGUAUCGUCUUCUCGAACUUCUCGCGGGCAACCAUGCCUCUGGGGACGUGGCCACAGUUGUUGUCGGUGAGCCCCUCGCCGACUUUCGGUACGAGAGAGUCAAGGUUUCGGAGGCCAACAAGGUCGGGCCGCUCAAGGUUGGUCUGAGAGGUGGCGAUGGGUGCGAGGGCGACUACUGCAAGCUGGCCAAGCAGCUGUACGGGACGGACGACGAGGACGCAGAGCCGCUCGAGUAUAGGUACAUCGUCGUCCUAGACGAAUCCGACGGCCCUUCGAAGCAGUUCAUGCGCACUCUGCGCUCCAAGAGCGUGCCCUUUGUGUCUACCAUCUUCCGGACGUGGUACACGGAGCGGCUGCAGCCCUGGCUUCACUACGUCCCCAUCGACCCUCGCUUCCAGUCGCUGCACACGACGUAUCUGUUCUUUACGGGCACGGAGGACCGCCAGACCAUCAACGGCGUCGACACCAACAUGCAGGCGCGGACCAAGGACGGGGAGUACAUUGCGCAGCAGGGGCAGAAAUGGGCGGACCAAGUGCUGCAGCAGAAGGACAUGGAGGUCUAUCUGUUCCGUCUGCUGCUCGAAUGGGGGAGGUUGAUCGAUGAUAACCGCGAAGUUGUUGGAUUUCGAAAAACGGAUGAGGGGAAGUUGGACAAUAUUGGAUUCUCCCAGGGGACGGUGUCGUGA
Molecule: messenger RNA, 2829 nt
Organism: Clonostachys rhizophaga
Lineage: Eukaryota; Fungi; Ascomycota; Sordariomycetes; Hypocreales; Bionectriaceae
Source: the annotation of a GenBank genome assembly